AUGUCGAAUCCAUCACAUCCGGAAUCGCGAACAAUCGAAACCUCGGUCUUGAUCUCUGCUCCGCUCUCGACGGUACACGCUGUUCUGCUCGACUUUGCGUCGUACCCAAGUUGGUCGAGCUUCAUCACCUUCAUCCAGCCUGUGGAGAAGAAAGAAGCGAUUGAGAUUGGCGAUAAGCUGAAUGUCACAAUUCAUCCACCCAGCGGGUCGGCUAUGGCGCUCAUUCCCACUAUUGUGCAUAAGGACGAGAAGGGAUUUGGAUGGCAAGGUCAUCUUGCCAACAUCAGCGGACUAUUCGAUGGCAAGCAUUUGUUCUUGCUGGAAGAACAAGAAACGGAGGAGGGAAAGAAGGAAACCAGGCUGGUGCACAGGGAAGAGUUCGGUGGAGUAUUGUAUACUCCCUUGAUGAGCUGGUUGGGACUGGGCGCUAAGACUAGGAAUGGGUUCGAGGCAUUCAACAUCGCUCUCAAGACGAAGGCGGAGCAGAUAGCGGCAGAAGCCAAGCAGACAGAAGAGAGCUCAGGAUCAAGAAUGGCCUCACAUAUCGGAUAG
Mycosarcoma maydis (corn smut) is the source of this 552-nucleotide messenger RNA. RefSeq lists its product as uncharacterized. The transcript has a single exon. The coding region runs from base 1 to 552 and encodes 183 amino acids. NCBI's taxonomy places the organism in Eukaryota, Fungi, Basidiomycota, Ustilaginomycetes, Ustilaginales. The record is from RefSeq and is a predicted model, not a curated record.